GGUUGUGCAGAUGUUAGAUUGCGCUAAAGAGGAGUACCGCGCGUCUGGCCGUCUGGCUGUAACACAUCAUAUUCUGUCGGAGGACAGGUGGUGCACACAUAGACAUGUUUUUGCUGCAUAUCAAUUGGGCCCAAAUGAAAAGAUGAAGCGGCAUCCGAAACUCACCAGGACGUGUAGGUUUGCGUGACGGGGGAGAGACUGCAUAACAACUAGGCAGCAAUUUAAUUGAGUCGUCUAAUAACGGUGGGCAUUAUGGACGCUAUAACGGGACCGCUGCCGUCUUAUUGAUUGUGGAUCGCUCGGUGCUGAGAUGGGCUGCAGGCAGUGCACUUGAAAUAAAAACCCGUCUGCCGGACGUUCUGAUCCGUUUAAUUCGCACGUAAUGUGUCUUCUUGGGUAAUGUCUCUUAUCACUAUUCAACACGUUGCUGGCAAGCAAGGCUGGAAUGGGUCCAUGUCUGAACUGCGUCUAUAAUUUCUUGGGAUGAUGUGUGUCCUCCAGCUGUCUUCGAACCUGCCCCUGUCGGCCCGCCCUGACCUCCCAGCCAGCCAGCGCCACCGGCAGCAGCAGCAGCAGACGACUCACUUCUGAACACUUAAACCACCACCUACCCCAACCCCCCCCUUCACCUUCGCCCUGUCCCUCCGGCCGUCGGCCCCUCGGUCCGUCCGUCCGUCCGUCCGUCCGUCCGUCCCUCCGUCCGUCCCGGUGCUGCGAUGCGGCGGUUUGUGUACUGUAAGGUGGUGCUCACCACCUCUCUGGUGUGGGUGCUGGUGGACGUCUUCCUGCUGCUCUACUUCAGCGAGUGCAACAAAUGUGACGACAGGAAGGACCGCUCGCUCCUGCCUGCGCUCAGAGCGGUGAUCUCCCGGAGCCACGAGGGUCCGGGGGAGAUGGGCAAGGCGGUCAACAUCCCAAAGGACUCCCAGGACAAGAUGAAGGAGAUGUUCAAGAUCAACCAGUUCAACCUGAUGGCCAGCGACAUGAUCGCGCUGAACCGCAGCCUGCCGGACGUUAGGCUCGACGGGUGUAAGAGCAAGGUGUUCGCCGACGACCUGCCGACCACCAGCAUCGUGAUCGUGUUCCACAACGAGGCGUGGAGCACGCUGCUGCGGACGGUGCACAGCGUCAUCACGCGCUCGCCCCGCCACCUGCUGCUGGAGAUCCUGCUGGUGGACGACGCCAGCGAGAGAGACUUCCUGAAGAAGAAGCUGGAGAACUACGUGCGCACGCUGGAGGUGCCGGUGCGCGUGCUGCGCAUGGAGCAGCGCUCGGGGCUGAUCCGGGCGCGGCUCCGGGGCGCCGCCGCCACCAAGGGCCAGGUCAUCACCUUCCUGGACGCCCACUGCGAGUGCACCACGGGCUGGCUGGAGCCGCUGCUGGCCCGCAUCAAGGAGGACAGGAGGGCGGUGGUGUGCCCGAUCAUUGACGUGAUCAGCGAUGAGACCUUUGAGUACAUGGCCGGCUCCGACAUGACCUACGGAGGCUUCAACUGGAAGCUCAACUUCCGCUGGUACCCCGUACCUCAGAGGGAAAUGGACCGCCGCAAGGGGGACCGAACACUUCCUGUCAGGACCCCCACCAUGGCAGGAGGUCUGUUCUCUAUAGACAAGUCCUACUUUGAGGAGAUAGGAACGUAUGAUCCAGGGAUGGACAUCUGGGGAGGGGAGAACCUGGAGAUGUCCUUCAGGAUCUGGCAGUGCGGGGGUUCCCUGGAGAUCGUCACAUGUUCCCACGUGGGUCACGUGUUCCGCAAGGCCACGCCCUACAGCUUCCCCGGGGGAACGGGUCAGGUGAUCAACAAGAACAACCGACGACUGGCCGAGGUCUGGAUGGACGACUUCAAAGAUUUCUUCUACAUCAUAUCGCCAGGCGUGGUGCGUGUGGACUACGGUGACGUCUCGUCCCGCAAGGCCCUCCGCCAGGCCCUGCAGUGCAAGCCCUUCUCCUGGUACCUGGAGAACAUCUACCCCGACUCCCAGAUCCCCCGGAGAUACUACUCCCUCGGAGAGAUCAGGAACGUGGAGACCAAUCAGUGUGUGGACAACAUGGGGAGGAAGGAGAACGAGAAGGUGGGCUUCUUCAACUGCCACGGCAUGGGGGGCAACCAGGUGUUCUCGUACACGGCCGACAAGGAGAUCCGUACGGACGACCUCUGCCUGGACGUGUCCCGUCUCAACGGCCCCGUCGUGAUGCUGAAGUGCCAUCACAUGAAGGGCAACCAGAUGUUUGAGUACGACACCGAGCGGCUAACGCUGCUCCACGUGAACAGUAACCAGUGUCUGGACAUGCCAACGGAGGACGACAAGAUGGUGCCUACUCUGAGGGACUGCAGCUCCAGCCGCUCACAGCAAUGGCUUCUCCGCAACAUGACCCUGAGCGUCUGAGGACCCCCCCUCUCGCUCUGACUCUCACUCUCCCUGUAGCUCGCUCUCUCUCUCUCUCUCUCUCUGGGUCUC
Molecule: messenger RNA, 2459 nt
Organism: Gadus chalcogrammus (walleye pollock)
Lineage: Eukaryota; Metazoa; Chordata; Actinopteri; Gadiformes; Gadidae
Gene: galnt13
Product: UDP-N-acetyl-alpha-D-galactosamine:polypeptide N-acetylgalactosaminyltransferase 13
Exons: 12
Coding region: 717-2387 (556 amino acids)
Cellular component (GO): Golgi apparatus
Source: RefSeq, a predicted model, not a curated record